UCACAUGUUUUUGUAGCACGAGAUGGACUCGAGGGCGGGCAGCCACGUGCUGCGGUCGUUGGGAUCUGCAUUGCCCACCGCCACUGAUGCUGCUGACGUGCACGUGAAGUCCGUGAAGCGGAAGUCUUCGGGCGCCAUAAGCGUGAUCGAGCCCCACUGAGGGACGACAUACAUGCAGUGAAUCCUGCUCUGUUUUCGUUCUGCACACGUUGUUACCUUUCUGCCUUGUGCCGCUGGGUCAGUGGAGGUCGUCACGCCGGUUUCCUGAAUGGGCUUGAAAUACACCUGUACCUUCCCCACCGCCCCCGGUCGGAACGUGUCAAUGGGACUGACGGACGCCUCCGAAGAAGACAUCUUGCCGAGGACGGGGACAUUUUUGGAGAAGCGCAUGUCGUUGUCGUCUGCCUUGAAAAGCGUCUUGGCGCUCUCAACCAGGGCAGAAGGUGUGCCGUCCUGGUUGGACAGGCCCUGUGCAGAGAGCCAUGGAAGGUCAAGAGUAUGUUCGCUUGUCGGCACUCGUGCAUUUGUUUGUAUUACCGACGCGACAAAGACCUUCCACACAUUGUUAGGAUCCGAUGCCUUGAUAUACGUGUCGGGAUUCUGCACAAUGACCUUCAACAGCAAAGUGCUGCCUGGAACAGGGGAGACAGUAUGCAAACGACGCAUCCCGCCAGUCUGCCCUUCUUAUCAGCUCACCAGCGGGGAUCAUCUGCCCUUCAGCCAGCUUGACGGCACAAACGCUCUCCGUGUAUGGCGGGUUCGGUGGUGCCUCCCACGAUCCCUCGAGCAUGCUGUACUGGGUCGGCUCUGUAUAAAUGUCGCCAGCAAGGCUACUGUAUUUGAGAAGGUGCACGGGCUCGGCUGGCGUGUCGGUCACCUGCACACACGCAGGCCCAAUACGGGCGCAAUCGCGUGUCUCGCAAGGCCCAUUGGCGUCACCCUCACCUUCACAGGGUCGCCCGUCACGCGCUCGAAGUAAUGUCGAUCGUUGCCGACACCCCAGUCGGGCAGGGCGAUGAAGAGAUACGAAUAAUAGGUGGUAGGAUUGAUGCUGCCGUACAGAGCAGUGCCUGCGCGAAUCGAACAAGACGGGCGUGUAUUAUAUGCGCCUUUCUCCUAUUCUCUCGAUUCAGGCAGCGUGUCCCACCCAUUUUGACUUUGACGAAUAGGGUGUUUGUCUGAUCUGCAUAGCGCUUCCCAUUGUUGCCAUCCGUCCAUCGAUAAGUGGCUAUAGUCGCCAGCGGCCCAUCCCUCUUCCACUGCACGCGAUCCGAUUUUUCCAUGUCGACCCCGUACCACCGCGCCUUGUUGUUGGCAAUGUCGUCACCUUCCACAAGCUGACAAAUGCAGAACAGAUACACUGAAUGUUGUGCUGUCCGUGAUUGUCGUUCACAGCUGUACCAAGGCGCCAUAGAAUGGGAUGAGGGGCUGAAAGCCAUAGUGGCCCUCGCUGCGGCGGUUCACUGUCACGGAGAUAGUCACGCUUCCGCCUGUGAAGCCGCCGCUUCUUGUCGCUUUCAUCUUGAGAGUCUGCCUGUAUUCGCUUUCUGGGCCGCUGCUCAUGUAGAAGAAAUCCACGUAAGAGCAGGCGAAGUCGGCUCCACAGUCUGGAUCGCCCUGCAGGUCCCAGAAGGUCAGUGGAUACAGGAACACGUACAGCGCCUGCAAGCGCACGAGACACACCAGGGCUGCUGGCCGUUAGCUAAGCAAAGUCCCUUGCCUACGUCUCCCUCUUGGAUUCUGGUGAUUUUGAUGUGAAUGUGCAGCGGACAGCCAGUCGUGUCGUCACAUUGCACCUGCCAGCCCAUAACUCCAGGUAUUUUGAUCAUUGCCGACGCUGCGUCGAAUAUUUACGAUGGAGACAGUUGAGUCUGGUGUGGCGUCGCUCGCGUCUAGAUUGGCCAACGGGGCGGCAUCGGUGAGUCCACUUGGGUCGGAACCUGCGUCUUGAUUCACAGUCGCGACACUGUAGGCAUCUGAGUGCACACACACACACGAGCAAUGAGGCCUGGACGGAAUUUGUUUUUUCUCUUUUCUCGGGUCACAUGUCGAUGAUGUCUGCUUUGUGUGGUCGUAUGUGAGCGCCUUGCUCUCGAUGAUGCCGAGUGAGGGGUCAGCGAGAUCGCUUAGAGUGGCUAUCUCCACUGAGAUGUAGCUGAAACACACACACGGACAGACAGACAGACAGACAGACUGCCACCUUGCAGGUCAGGCAGAAUCCUUCCUUACUCGUCCGCCACAAGAGAGUUGGCCUCGAUGGCUGCCUUCAUGACCACCCAAUAUUUGACCCCUGACUUUAUGGCCGCUGUCUGACAGCCAUGGAGAGGGUAGCAACACAUACAGAAGAGGAGUGUUCCCACACAUUCGUUUCCGCUCACCUUCGACAGUUCCAUGAUCACAUCCACUGUCUUGGAGGGGCCACUGCCAAGUGUGUUUCCUGCAGACUCCACCCUGCACUCAUCAGACAGGAAAGUGAAGGCCAAUCAAGACUAUGCAUCACAGCGCUGACCAACAUCUCGCUGGAAGCGGGAAGCCGUCCCCGUCGGCCGUCCACAUCUCGUAGAAGACUUUGCCACAGUUCGCUUGUGCUGCGUUCAUGGUGCCUCUGAGAUUUGCCACGUCCGUAUAGGGGGUGGCGUCGCCGCUGCUCCAAGGGUUUGUCAAGACCGGGAAGAACUUAUCCGAGGAUGGGAAGCGCACGCGGACCCUGGAGACACCAACACACAGAAAGAUGGAUGCGACAGCCGACCAUACACACCCAUCUUCCCCGGUGUCCAGCCAGUGGUCGGUCCACAGCUUCCUCUUGCCUGAAUGACUUGCCCAUCUGGUGUGUCUUGUAAAUGUACGCCGUCGAUUUCAUGCCGUCGCCCAGCUUGACGUCGUCGCUCUCAGACCCAGAAGGCGUGAAUGACAGCACCAGAGGGCCCGCUUUGCCCUUUUCAGGUGUACCGAAAAACAUGGUCGGUGCCGUGUCGAAUGCUCGUGGGCCCGUGACGCGGAGCGUUGCCCACUUGUGCCACUUGUUGUCGUUUGCAGUGGAGUCGCCGGUCCAGCAGAUAGACAGCUCAGUUGAAAUGGCGUCCGUGUAGAUAAAAGCGUACAUUUCGGCACUCGCUGCCUGGAUCUGGUGCUGUGUGGGGUCCCACGUCGGACGGUUGACGUCGGCAUAGAUACUCGGGAAGGCAUCAUAAGUCUGUAUGUCGAUCUCAGCAGCGCCGCCGCUCACGUCCCUUGGGCCGCCGACGACCUUGUAGAAGGUCCGACCUAGAACUGUCUCCGUGGUCUUCGUGGGCGAUGUCGACCAUGUGCGAAAUAGCUCGUCAGGUGUGUAAGUCGCCUCACUCGUUAUCGUGGCGGGCGAGCCAGACUGCAGCGACUUUGCAAACGACACGAAGCCUCCCGUCUCGAUGCCUCCUGCCUCCAGUGUCUCCUUAGUUGCGGGAAGACUGAGUGUCACUUCGGAGCCGUUGUGGGAGACAUAGGUGGCGGGCAGUGGUGGACCAAGGACGUCUUCACUUGUGAGGGUCCCGGCUGAUGAGCCCUCUGGGUAGGAGUACACAAGACCUGAUGCUGUCAUGUCUGCCAUGCAGCUGGAGCCCUCGACAAUCCUCAACCUAAUCAAGGAAUGAGACACAGUCACAGCUUGGUGCACCGGGGCGUGUUUGCUGCCUCACUUGUGGCCUGAGUUUCCCCCGAGUCCGUAUCCCCUCAGAAUAACUGAAAACGGCUCGUUGGCUGCCGCCUCGUAGAAGUAGUUCCCAUCUUCCUUUGGGAGGCCUUCUUUGCUGGGGCCUUCAACAACCAUAAUGCCGGCCGAGGCCUUGAAGUGCUCGUCGGCAGUGCAGUCGUCGCGGUUAGUCUCCUUCUGUGCAUCAAUGCAUGCUGUAUUGAUGCACAUCUUCACUAAAACACGAGAAAAGAAGGCAGUGACCAGCUAGAUGUAUGACAGGGCUUCUCCUUUUGGUGUGGUUGUGCUCACAAGGGCAGUAGCACAGCUCAUACACUCCAGGGUCCAGGUCGGCCGUGUCCACGUCAAAGACAAGCUUCCCCGUGUCUUCUCUGAUGGUGAAUUCGAAGCUAUUGCUGGCUUUGGACACGCCCUCUUCGCCACAGGAUGUGGCCCAUGGUGACUGACUCAUGAGGCCGUCGUUCCUGACCCCGAUGAGCAAGUCGUUCUCGGCGAUGCCGACGGCGAGCAAUUUGGUGUGGUCGAUCGACGAGGGAGUCGACGCCGUUGUCCACUCUUCUUGGGUGAUCUGCAAGGGGACAAAUGGAGGGUGCUUAUGUCUCACUGUCUCAGUACAUGUCUCGCACUCUGCUCACGGUGCAGGUUGAGGAUUUGUCCAUCUUCUUGCAGGCCAUAAAAUUCUCGCGUGACGGUCCAUAAACAGUGAAGAUGUGGCUGGCAGCCAGAGUUGGGGUCUCUGUGUCGUUGUCACCGUGGAUCAUAUCAAAGUCACUCGCUGGCUGAACACCAUUCCUGACACGAAAGCCCCCUGAUGGCAUAGUGUCACUCAUCUUGUCUCGCGCACCAGCAGAGCACGUGUCUGCCGCUGUUGCCGUAUUCGACUGUCACGUCCUUAGGAAAUGGGUCGAACAGAUACCCAAUGCUCUCGCUGAACAGACAAGGAUACGCAGGCAUCGCCAAGAUCUUGCUGGCAGACAUCAGACGUGCGUUUGCACUCACAUCUGCGGAGGAUUGCCGCUGCCCACGUUUGGCGUCGGUGUGGCGGUAUUGGCAUACUUUGUCGAGCUGGAGCAAACGAAAGAUAAUAGUCACUGUACGACGAUCGGCGCCAUUCUCUCACGGUUUCACUUACUGUGUGUCUGACGCGCCGCAAUUCAGCUCGUGGUAAACGAUUUUUGACGCAUCACCGUCGUACUCCCAAAUGUUCCGCCUCACCACACUGAUGACCUUCCCUCUGACAGACUCGUCUGUAUGGCCAGGGAAGUCGGCCGCGUCGAUAGUGAUGCUGCACCGGGACCCCGGGUAGCACACAACGCCUCCAGUGGCGAUCCUAGGACCGGGGACCAGCAGAGUGCCUGAAGGAUGUAUAUGCAUGCAAGCCACAAUACAUCACCAAUCGAAAUGGUGCGUGCUGCACAUGGAAGCGGCGCACCUGCCUCAUAGAGGUAAUCUUUCGGCUGCUCGCUUGUUUCGUCGCACAUGGCACCAGAAAUGUCUGCCCCGGGGCACCAGCAGAGAAGGUACUCCCCCUGCAGGCCAAAAUUGCCGGCAGGGAUCUUAACGUGCCACUCGGGUUCCGUCGGAUUUUCACUCGUCAGCAGAGGCAACUGAAGGAAGCGACCGAGAGCGGGGUGAGUAUGGAUGAAGCUGCUAGAUAGCACACACGUACCGCAGGUCCUGGCGGGUCGCCACUCCAGAUGCUUGUGGUCCUGAAUGUUAUCACGCCCCCAUUGUUGCUCGGCCCACACUCACUGUUUUCGUCCGUCUUUCUAACGAGAAGCAGCUGAUCGCCUUGCUGAUAUAAAACGAAGUCACGACUAUCGUAAGUCGUCGGGAUCUUCAGGGCUGUGCCGACGGUCACUGUCUGAUCCAUCUUGCUGUUCGGAACCUUCGGGCCUUGACGAGAUACAAGGACAAAAGAUACACACAGACCAGUGCGGCUGUGGUGCACACACUCACUCACCGGCAAUGGCGAGCAUCGCCGCGGGAAACUUGAAGAGGCCGUCAGGCGGGGACUUGACAUCUGCAAUGAUGCCUAUCGGAUAUGUGGCGUACGGAAGCCAACACAGAAAGUGACCCGCCAGGGGAGACACUGAUACAGACCUACGACACGCACAGAUAAUUCAGGGGACAGAUGAAUUGCAUGCACAACGCUCAAUUGCCACCCUUACGUGGCAUCGAUCUCCACUGGCUGUUCCAAGAUGUUGUCAGUGGCUGCAAGAUCGCCCGUUGUAAAGGUCCAUGUGACCUUGUCGCCAGUCAUGUCUGCGCUGGCCUGAGCUGUGAAUCACAGACGAAUGCAGGUGCAGCACCCGCCUGUUUGCUUGACAUACCGCGAAAGUAAUCCCCCGCUGUUGGCAAUUCGAUUAGCGAGGACCUGAUACUGCAGUAGUCGGGAUCCGCUGCGUCAGAGAUGUACAGCUGUAGACGACCGAAAUACGUGCCAGGUGAGACAUUCACUGAAAGAGACGUGGAAGCUCUAUGGCCUGCACCUGGUCGACAUGCGUAGUAUCGUCCCCUCUGCUCACUCCACCAUUGGCCGUAUUAUGAACUACAUACACACACUCCGCGAAUGCAAAAGUGAUUUGCAGCCGAUCGAUUCAUUUCGACAUACAUGUGGUGACAUCGGUCAGCACGCUAUUGCCAGCAGCCGAUGUGGUGAUGUCGAAUGACAACCGGCACUUGUAGUGCGCCGCACAGUACACCACAUCGAAGGAUGGACUUCUCCGGAAGCCGGCUACUUGUACAGUCUUGCCCAAAUCAACAUUGUAGUUUUCCCUUAUUUGGCCACACGAGUUCCCGAGACACAUGCACAGCUUGUAAAAGCCGGGGAAAGGGAUCGCCAUCUGCGAAGGAGACAAGAAAAGAGUUCAGACAACAGAGGACAUACGCUUUUUAAGUGCAUCUAUCUCACUUGCUAUGUGAGAAAGACAUACUUCGUGGACGGUGCUGAAAUCUUCUGUAGGGGCGCUGCCAGCGACUUCAGUCGCCUGUCCGAGCACGCAAUAAUCGCCAUCGAUGGUACAAGUGGCGUAUCCUGCACGCAUGUAAGGGGGACCGACAUCAGAACGUCUGUUGCAUCUACCGCCCUGUCAUCAUGGCUGACCGAAAAUUGAGGAGGCCCCCUUUAUCUUGCCUUCGUAUCCCUUCAUCUCGCUCAGUGCGGGAGGCAGUCGUUUGUUGCCCUUUGCCCAUGGCGCAUCAUAGGCGAUAAGAGCGGGCCUCCGGUCGGUUGAGCUGCCCUCUGCUGGCGUGAGCGACAAAGCCCCCUGCUCGCAACUGCGUGCAUGGAUGACCAAAGAGCCUCGCAUUACAGCAACCACUAUUCUGCGGGCCUAAAUGCAUGCCUACGGACGUCUUGGACGCGUCAGCGAAGGUGAGGGCCAUUGUCGUUGUCCAGUUGUAGGUGCCUGUGUCCUUGUUCUCGAUUGACACAGAAAAGGGGGCACCUACAGAAUGCGGAACAGCCUAGUGACGACCGUGUGAGCGGCUUUCUGGCCCGAUGCUUUCCUGGGCUCGCUCUGUACCUGCGAUGAGUGACUUUUCAUCUUCGGAGACGGCGUUGCCAUCAAUCUUGUAUUCGCUCUUUAUGUGAAUCUCGCCGAUGGCACUCUCGUCCAUCUGUAGGUGACGCCUCUGACGACAGACAUCAACAGCAAACCAAUGGCAGCAAGCAUUCAUCGCGCCGUUUGUGUACCCUGAUCAUGGCGUUGCGACGACCCUUCUCGUGAAGACUGAGGAGACAGCAGACACAGUCGCAGAACCAGGACAUGAUCUAUUUCCAUAACCCCGGCUUGGCUGUUGUGUCCACCUGAGGUCAUGCUCUUGUCCUCCGCCGAGCGAAAGGCACAGAACCGCAACGGUGACCACCAGAGUUUGCCACAUCGCAUUCAGCGAUU
This is a messenger RNA of Vitrella brassicaformis, 7587 nucleotides long. The record is from the annotation of a GenBank genome assembly. NCBI's taxonomy places the organism in Eukaryota, Vitrellaceae.